GGACCCUGCAACCCGCUUUGGGCCGGGCCUCGGGACGGGCGCCCUUGCGCAGCAGGCUCCUAGGACCGGGUCAGCCUAGGUCACAGUCCCCACGGCCUUUAGAUGAAGCGCGAUGAGGUCCCCAAAGGUACCACUACCACGUGACUAUGAGACCUGCGUCAGGUAUCUCAGCUGUACAACGAGUCUUGUGGGGGUUGCUGUGAGGAGUAAACAAGAACUGUCAGAGCCAGACGAACAGGAAGAAGGACAAACUACAGCGGCCUCCCACCUUGGACAGAACCCGGCCACACGCCGAGCCGCCCUAGGGCUCUGCGCAGGCGCACUGCGGGAGACCCGGCCGGACCGCCAGCCCUUUUGCGGCUGCGCACAGGACUGGUUUUGCGGCCUUGCUGCUUGACGGCCGCGGUAUCCGCCCACACGGGCUGUGUUGCCGGGUGACGGCGAGCGCGUGGACUUAGGCCGACCGCGGUGCUUCCCAAGCCUGGAUAUAAAUGAUCAGAGUAUUAUUAGCUGUUUCUUUAAAGAGCCCUUGCCCUUGAGGGAUGGCGGAGGCUGUGUUCCAUGCCCCAAAGAGGAAAAGAAGAGUGUAUGAGAGCUAUGAGUCUCCUCUGCCGAUCCCCCUCGGUCAGGACCCAGGUCCUCGGAAGGAAUUCAGGGUGUUCCGGGCCGAGAUGAUCGACAGCCACGUGAUCGUGCGGAGCCCUGCGGACAUGGAGCAGCUGCACGGGAAAGGCUAUUUUGGAAAAGGCACUCUCUCAAGAAGCCGGCCCAGCUUCUCAGUGUCGGACCCCAGGCUGGCUGCUGGAAGGAAAGAUGUGGAGACAAACAUGCCCAUCAUCACUUCGGAGAAGUACCAGCAUCGUCUGGCAUGGGCUGCAGAUCUCCUGCGCAGACAGGGCCAGGAUGAGAGCACUGUGCGCCGAGUCCUCGAGGAGUACACAAGGCCACUUGAGCAUCCAGGUGGAGAGAGCAGUGCAGAGGGACAACCUCCGGCCAGGCUCACAGCAGGGACCGGGGGACUUCUGGGGAUGGAUGGAGCCUCUGGAACCACAAAGGAGACGGGAGAGUCCAGGUUGAAGACCCUCGGGGAGCACACAGGAGAGGACCCAGCUCCUGCAUCCCAGGUCCCUGGCUGUGCACAGGAUGCGCUCAGCCUGCAGUGUGGACUUCUGCCUCUGGACAGCAACCUCCAUGCCAGAGGGGCGGAGCCAGGGCCAGAGUUUGUGCUGGUGGAGGAGGGGGUGAGCGGCAGGAGUGAGGAGGAGAACACCUCGGCAACGGAAGAGUUGGUGCAAAGGAAGAGAUUAAUAUGCAGAAGAAACCCCUACAGGAUCUUUGAGUAUCUGCAGCUCAGCCUGGAAGAGGCUUUCUUCCUGGUCUACGCACUGGGGUGUCUGAGUAUCUACUACAAGAAGGAACCCCUGACGAUCGUGAAGCUCUGGAAAGCAUUCACAGCAAUUCAGCCCACAUUCAGGACGACCUAUGGGGCCUACCACUACUUCCGGAGCAAGGGCUGGGUGCCCAAGACGGGGCUCAAGUAUGGGACAGAUCUGUUGCUGUAUCGGAAAGGCCCUCCAUUUUACCAUGCAAGCUAUUCUGUCAUCGUGGAGCUCGUGGAUAAGGGCUUUGCAGGCCCGCUCCGCAGACCUUUCACUUGGAAGUCACUGGCUACCCUCAGCAGAGUUUCCGGCAACGUCUCCAAGGAACUUAUGCUGUGCUACUUGAUUAAACCCUCCACCAUGACAGAUGAAGACAUGGAGUCCCCAGAAUGUCUGAGGAGAAUUAAGGUCCAGGAGGUGAUUCUCAGUCGGUGGGUGUCUUCCCGAGAGAGAAGCGACCAAGACGAGCUGUAGCAACCCACACUCGGGCCUCUCGUGCCACCAACAGCAGGGUACAGGGCGAGGUAGAAAGUCAUUCCGCUGGGAUCACCCAUCCAUAGUUUGAAAGGGCACAAUGAUCUCAGCACCAGAAAACUGGUUGUAUUGUAAAAGAUAAAGCUACAGCAGUCAGCGAUAGGACUCAAAAGUAUGUGAGCUUAGCCCACACAAGGCCCUGGACUCCAUCCUGACACUGAAACAGUAAAAGAUGAGAAGAGAAAGGCCUGUGCUGGGGCUACAGAUUCUGUCCUCGAGCCGGUCACAGACCUCUGACUGAGCGGAGCUUUCUGCCCCUGUCCUCACCCAGAUGUCAGAUGUGGCCACUUGACCCCUCUGAGGACUGCCCUUCACCAAAGGAGGUCUGCUCUCAAGUUUACCUGGAGAUGGGAGUGCACUCUGCAGUGUAUGAAACGCCAUUGUACACAGGUAUCUCUUGCUACCCACCUCUAAUCUGCUCCACAGAGGGCAUCAGAACAGAUUCAGGGACCACCGGACUCCGCCGUGUUCCCAUUACUUCAAAUGGAAGAGGCAUGAGCACGUCUCAGCUUUUCCAAAGACUUCAGCCGUUGAGGCGACACAGAGUUAUAUUGUUUCAGAGGUAGCUUCAGUCUGUGACUGCUUUUAUUGUGAGAUCAAAUAUCCUUGAUAUAUUAACAGCAAUUUUGAUAAGUGUGGACUCUACAUUAAGGGUGCUGGAAUUCACAUCUGCCAUCUGCCAUGUACAAGGGUGGCCUGGGAAGCCUGCAGUACAGCUCCUCGUCAUCUCAUCUGGAAACUUCAGGGUCACAUUUCGGGUGCUAGAGAUCCCACGUGAAGAAAUGGCAAACGGGAGCCAGCGGAACACGGAAGUGUCUUUGGGACAUAGUAUGUCCACAGAAAUAAUGGCUGGCAUUUUCGUUAUUUUGGAGCUCCGCAUAACAUGUGACUUGGGACACCUAGUGCGGUUCUCAACUCUGUCCCUACCCAGGGAGAAAGAUAUAAACAUUACCAAAAUAGUGGCAUAUAUUUGUGGUCUGUGUCGAAAGAACUCAUGGGUGUUAGGUGUCUUUCUUACUGUCCCCAAGGCAGUGAUAUGCAUCAGAGGCAGGGUAUAGGCACGUCAGGGUAACCAGCCUGUCCAGGCAGAGUUAGUUACAGUUAGCAGGGACAUAGUUAAAAAUCUGUUAUGUUUUGUUUUGUUUUGUUGUUUUCCUUCGGGCUCUGAACUCCCUAUUUAUUUAUUUAACAGUGCUGGGGCUUGAAUGCAGGAUCUUCCCACUGAGCAACAUCCCCAGCCCUUUUUCUUUCUUAUCCCAAGACAAAGUCUCACCAGGUGGUCCAGACUGGGCCUGACUUUGCAAUCCUCCUGCCUCUGUCUUCAUUUUAGAAUUGUGGAAGCUGAAGUGGGAAGAAGUUAGUAACGCAGAGCAGCAGAGAUUGGGCAGGAAAGCAAACCAUCUCCUGCCACCAGUCCCAGGAGGUUGCGGGUGCUGUACAGAACCACUGUGAAAAUAGAGUCAAGGUGAAAUAGAAACUCAGUGUUGUUUUAAUUUGCAUUUCUCAAAUUACUUCUUCAUCUGAGAAAUGUC
Messenger RNA from Fukomys damarensis (Damara mole-rat), 3445 nucleotides. It is a transcript of the gene Tsen2, whose product is annotated as tRNA splicing endonuclease subunit 2. The transcript is spliced from 12 exons. Gene Ontology annotation, molecular function: tRNA-intron lyase activity; nucleic acid binding. The record is from RefSeq and is a predicted model, not a curated record. NCBI's taxonomy places the organism in Eukaryota, Metazoa, Chordata, Mammalia, Rodentia, Bathyergidae. Gene Ontology annotation, biological process: tRNA splicing, via endonucleolytic cleavage and ligation; tRNA-type intron splice site recognition and cleavage. Gene Ontology annotation, cellular component: tRNA-intron endonuclease complex. The coding region runs from base 543 to 1853 and encodes 436 amino acids.